Hansenula anomala is the source of this 1596-nucleotide messenger RNA. It is a transcript of the gene MSA1, whose product is annotated as Msa1p. The annotation marks the transcript as partial. NCBI's taxonomy places the organism in Eukaryota, Fungi, Ascomycota, Saccharomycetes, Phaffomycetales, Wickerhamomycetaceae. The transcript has a single exon. The record is from RefSeq and is a predicted model, not a curated record.
UAUGGAGUAUUUCAGUUCUUCAACACAGUUUGAUGGACAUGCCAAUGUGAGCUCACCAAUGAAACUAGAUGAAAAACCCAUUAGAAGCGUUGUGAUUUCAACUACAACACCACCUCAAAAACGUCGUCGUGGAAGACCACCAAAAUGCCCUUCAGCAUCCGAUGGCCAACCAAGUCCUGCUGCUCAUUUAUCAGCCGCUGUUGUUAAACAAGGUACACCAAAAGCAAGCGCCCCUCUAAUGAGAAUUUCACCACUUAGAGGCAAAAGGAGAGAAAGUCAAAGCUCACCAAUCCAAAGGAUUGUGAAUCCAUCACCAAAAGGUGGUUUGCUGAUGAAGCUGGAUAAUAAUGAUCAAGAAAAACCAGUGAGUAAGAAAGCUAAGCGCUCAAGCUCUUCAUCCACUGAUGCUAUAUACUCAAUGACAUUAGCUGCAAACAAGACCAAAAAGGACAAUGAUUUUACGAUGGAUAACUUUGUAACACCAACAAAGAUUUCGCUGAGUGCUCAAGAAGGUAUCCAUUCAUUGACUGGUGGUUCAUCCAAAGCUGUGAAGACUUCAGUCAACCCAAGCUUAUUAUUAUCAUCACCAAUGCCUAACUCGCAUGGUUUCAACAAUAAAAAAAAGUCUCAAACUGAUAACAAAACCAAUGAAAGAAAAGGAACUAAACUGAAUUCAAGAACACAAACCACUAUGUUAUCUUCAUCCCCAGCAACUCCAAACUCGUUGGCCUCUUCUUGUUUUUCUUCAAUUAUCCAAUCUUCACCUUUAUACCAUGGUUAUUAUGCUAAUCAGUCAUCUCCAAAUCCUUUGACUUCAAGCCCAAUCAAGUUUCAAAUGAAACCAAUUGAGUUACCAGACUUGAAAAGGCAAUCAAACAAAAAUGACGGUGCUCAUUUACCAAAGAUUGAUGAAAUACCAAAAAAUCCAUUCAAUUCACCAAAUUUGAAGCCACAAGAAAAUAACUCUCCUAGUCCAACUAAAGGUGAAUUUCAAUUGAGUUUCUCUAUAGAUGAAAGAGGGCAAGCUCAAGUUAUCAAAGUUAAAACAGUUUCAAAAUCAAUUCCUCAAGCUUCAGCAAGACCAACGUUUACAAGACAUGAAUCACUGAUGAACAUUAGCCAGAACCCAUACAAUUUAGGGAGAUCUAGUUCAUUAUCAAACAUACAUGCGCAUAAAUCACAACCUUCUAUUUCUGGUGUUUUGGAUGAAAAUUCCUCUCAAGACUACAAUGAAAUGUUUAUUGAGCCAUUGAAAAUGACUUCAGAUCCGUUACUAAGUGAAUUUAAUCAGACCAUUGGUUUGGAAAACUUACCAAAUUCAGAUAAUUCAAGUUUAAUGGAUGAUGAGAAUGAAAUUGAAGAUGAAAGUAUGAAUUAUGAUGCGAGAAAUGCUUUGAUUAAAAUGAUUCGUCGCAGUGUGUGAUAAGAAAUAUAUUUGGUUUUUUGUCCUUCAAUUCUUUUAACAACUGGUUUUGUUUUUUAUUGAUUUUUGGUAAUGUUUUUGGUUUUGUUCGGUUUUUCUUUGGUGCUUUUCAAUUUGGUUUUAGUUCUAUAACCGUUGAUGAUUUUUGUCAACUGGUUUCUGCUGUUUGAUGG